AUGAAAACCAAUGCUUGCUUGUUACUUGCAGGCUCUUGUGAUGGAUACACUACCAUAGAUGAACCAUGGCGCAACCGAAACUUUUCAGCUACCUCUUUUACUGGCUAUUCUAAAAAUGAUACACAAUUUCUUGGCAACUGGUUGCGCUUCACAGGGAUCGGUGGAGACAGAGUUGUUACAUCCUGUGUAUCAGUUCAAACUGGUGGUACACACGUCCCCAUUUAUGUUGCAUUUUCCUUACCAACCAAUGAGUCUCUGACCCCGACAAAUGGGACUGCAAAAGGGUGUAAUUCAUUAACUUUUCCAGUGAGUGUGGCCCUCUGUCCAGGCGGAUUCUACGUGUAUAAACCGCUGGCUCUUCUCCCAGCUGUCAACAUGAUAUAUGUAACUUAUCACUCUGAGUGUAAAGCAGGCUCUUGUGGACCAUUGGCUACGUGCACAUCAACUGGGGGAUGCAUUUGUGAGGUUGGAUAUGAAAUGCCUCCUGGCUACCUGCCUAUUUCAGGGUCAUACGGCUGUGUUGACAUUGAUGAGUGCAAGAGGACUCCCAAAAUUUGUGGUUCUAACACCGACUGCUCCAAUACAAUUGGAUCAUACAGCUGUAUCUGUGUGGAAGGAUUCGGUGUAAACGGUUCAGCAUUAUUAGCUACAGUGACCAAUGGCUGUGAAGACAUUGAUGAAUGUCUUGAUGGUAUCUGUGGGAAAUAUGGGACCUGCCAGAACAACAUAGGAAGCUUUGCGUGCAAGUGCGAUCGUGGCUUUGAUGCUGAUUAUAGUGCACCCACUGUUUGCCAAGAUGUUAAUGAGUGUUUAAACACAACAAUAUGUGGUCCCUAUUCUAUCUGCACCAACUUACCCGGAAAUUACUCCUGUUCAUGUCAGCUGGGCUUUGCACCAACUAAUCGAACUCAAGCACCCAAUGCGACCAACAUCUGUAUUGAUAUUGAUGAAUGUACAGAACCGGUGUGUAGUACAUGCGUGGACAUCUGUGGACCAAAUUGCAACUGCUCAAAUUCAAUUGGAUCUUACUUCUGUACAUGCUUCCCUGGUUAUCGGAUCAACAACCCAGACUUUAUAGCCAGCUAUGAUAACCCAUGCAGAGAUAUAGAUGAGUGUACUGAGACACCCGGCAUAUGUGGUGCGCUAACUAUUUGUACUAAUGUACCGGGCACUUUCUAUUGUUCCUGCCCCGAUGGAUUUUUCCCCUCAACAGGAAUCAUUGAGUGGAAACUGGGCGUCACGUACUGUCAAAGUCUUGAAACUACUCUAAAUAAAAUCCCAGUCAAAGAGGGUCAGACCAAAGAAAGAGCUUUCCUCAGCAAUAUGCAAGAUGACCUAUUGAACCAUACAGAUGCCUUCCUACCAGAGGCCACUGUGGCCAACAGCUUUGCUGCCUCUAUGGAUGUAUCAGGUGUUGGACCGCGAGCCGUAACAAGCAAGGUGAGUAGUGAAGGAGAUGGAGAGACCGGCAGUGUGAUUCUUGGCCUCUCAGAGCAUAUCGUCACUGCAAUGACUCCAGCUACCGAAAACCAAACCACAAAACAAGUGCGCACUUCAACAGUGGAGUUGCAACUAGUGGCCAUUGGUCCAGGGAGUAGGGAUAACUGGAAUACCUCCCUCUCUGCUAAUGGAAAUAUCAUGGACUUCAACUUGCAGGCUAUAGCUCAAGCCAACAAUGGUUCUGCAACAGCUGCCUUUAUGACACUGAAUGGGAUGGAGAGUCUUCUCAGUCAUCAAUAUUUCAAAUCAGACAAACAGACAGAGAUGUGUUCGGAUGUUAUCACAGCCGUAAUACCAGUGAACAACACCAACCUCACAGAGCCUGUCAAUUUUACCAUCUACCAUAGGAAGCAAAUACCAGAAACAGGAACAGUCAGUUGUGUGUACUGGAAAAGCAGUGGAGAUGGGGGAACGGAUAUGAGCUGGUCAGAAGAAGGAUGUUGGGUUGCAUUCGCUCAUGAAAACUACACAAUCUGCAGCUGUUCUCACCUUUCUACAUUCGCCCUCAUCAUGCAGAUUGGGGAGCCUGCACCACAGGACCAUUUUUUAGAGUGGCUGAACAGGAUAUGUGUGAUUAUUGGACUCUUCUUUCUUGGUUUGGCCAUCCUUACCUUCCUUCUGUGCAGCUGGAACCCCAAAAUUAACAACACAGCCCGUCUUCACCUCUGUCUCACCCUGGCUUUCUCUCAGCUCCUUCUUUUGUGGAAUGACAAAUACACUGAUCAAAAGCUGGCGUGCACUGUCAUGGCAGGGCUUCUCCACUUCUUAAUUGUUGCCAGUUUUGUGUGGAUGCUGCUGGAGGCACUGCAGCUCCACUUGUUGGUACGAAGGCUCUCCAAGGUGCAAGUUAUCCGACGAGAUGGCCUCCCCAAACCACUUCUCUAUCUUGUUGGCUAUGGUGUUCCAUUUGUAAUAGUGGGUGUUUCUGCACUGAUUUAUUCUGAUGGAUAUGGUGCUACUGCGGCAAAUGUAUGCUGGCUCACUACAAAACGCAAUUUCAACUGGGCUUUAACAGGACCUGUUGUUGCUAUUCUAGGACUGAACUGGUUAUUGUUCUGUGCUACUCUGUGGAGUCUAAGACCCACGUUGGCAAACAUGAAGAGUGAUGUUUCUCAAUCCAAAGACACCAGGUUGAUUGUUUUCAAAAUCCUGGCACAGUUUGUCAUACUGGGCUGUACAUGGAUUCUGGGGCUGUACCAGACAAACCUUUUCUUCCAGGUCCUCUUCAUCAUGCUCAACUCCCAGCAGGGGACCUUCCUUUUCGUCGUACACUGCCUGCUAAACAAGGAGGUGCGAGACGAAUACGUGAAAUGGCUGACAUGCUCUUUUGGAAAAGACGCAUCCGGGGAGCAAGACGUGCCUUCAGUCACUGAAGACUUCGACAAGCAUGCUAACCCCAGCGAAGAUGGGAAAAAGGAAGACUAAUCGGAAUGAAGGGAGGAGAUCUAAAGCAGACAAAGCCAUUUGUAUGAAGUUAUUAUUUGUGCUUUUUGUAAAGUCCAUUUUAUUGACUGUAGAAGGUUAGCACAGGUAGCUACAUAUUGAGUAUAUCCCUGUGUGUCUCUUAGGGUUUUAGUUGCCAGUUUAACUGUCAGAGAAAUAAUAUCUAUUUAUGUAAACCUGAAUACAGUGAUUGCUAAAUUAUUGCUCUUUAACAAGCAGUUAUCUCUAGGUUUGUUUAGGUUUUAGUAGCUGUGCAGUGCUAUGUUACAACAGUUCACAUCAUAUUAACACCAUCAGUUAGGCUUGUUAUGCUGUAUACAGUUGAUAUAUAGCUGAUGUAGCAGUAGAAUAUCAUAAGUUUGACAGCUGUACUGAUUUUCUCGCUCUCUGAUGUAACACGCAGUGACUAAACACACCAUCUCUGUACCUAAUUUGCUUGGGCCUGGGA
Archocentrus centrarchus (flier cichlid) is the source of this 3391-nucleotide messenger RNA. RefSeq names its product adhesion G protein-coupled receptor E1-like. The record is from RefSeq and is a predicted model, not a curated record. The transcript is spliced from 21 exons. Gene Ontology annotation, cellular component: plasma membrane. NCBI's taxonomy places the organism in Eukaryota, Metazoa, Chordata, Actinopteri, Cichliformes, Cichlidae. Gene Ontology annotation, biological process: cell surface receptor signaling pathway; adenylate cyclase-activating G protein-coupled receptor signaling pathway. The coding region runs from base 1 to 2925 and encodes 974 amino acids. Gene Ontology annotation, molecular function: G protein-coupled receptor activity; calcium ion binding.